CCACAAAUGUUCACGCUGGCGACUGAGACUUUUUUCCCCCGUUAGGCAUUGGUUGUUAUUAAUGCCGAUGCUUUGUUACGACUCUUUUCCCCCCUCCCUCUCUCUCUCUCUGUCUCUCUCUCUCUGUUUCCAGCCUUGGCGAUGCUGGCAUAGCUGACAUUUCUCUCUCACACACCAGUCAGAACUGCUCCCAUCUGAAAGCCUGACCUUCUGACUGCAGACGUCGGCAUGGAGCGCGUGCAGCACAUCACCAAGUCGGCCAUCCGCCGCGCGUCCCAAAUCGAGGUGACUCCGCAGGCCAAGAGGAACCUGCAGGAGCUCUUCGUCAACUUCACACUCAUCCUCAUCUGUCUGCUCCUGAUCUACAUCAUCGUCCUGCUGAGCAGCUGAGGCCGCGCCGCGGACCGGGCUUCCUCACACUUCACCGAUCCACUCGAUAUGAGACCGCAUGUCUUCCUACGCCGCUCCCGUCUAACACUGCCGGGCACCCGCUUAGUAACGGAGUGAGCUACGCACCCGCCAGCAGCUAAACGUUGGAAACGAUUGCACAUUUAUGCUUGAAAACAAGCCAAUCGUGUGUCACGUUUACUGCAAAAACAAAGUGUGAAACUCACAGCUUGCACUUCCACAGGUUGGACGGAGCAUCGAACUCCCGUUUCCAUCCUGGGAUCACAAGAUCAGCUUUGUAAGGAAUUGUCCCUCAUGUCAAAUGACUGAAUGUGCGGAUGACGCUGAUCAAUAAACAACCUGUUUGGCAAUCAUGGCUGAAUGUUCCAAAGGAAGUCCUUCAUCUCCGAGGAGCAGAGGCUGCUGGCUGCGGUGGGCAGCGAUCAGUAAACAUGAUUCAACGAGUUACUCAAUCAAAUUGACACAAAUGUGAUCACUUCAAAUUGGGGGCUGUCAAAUGAUUACAUUUUGACAUCACAUUCAAAUGAUUUGAUGGUGAUCGAUCAAUAUGUGCAACCAUGUCUGGCAUAUUGAUUAAAGACAGGACUGCAUGUACAGUAUUACUAUUGCUAUUUGUAUUAGGGUCGCCCCGAUCAGGGUUCUACGCUGCCCAUUCCGAUACCGACCAUCCAUGGAUGAGAUCGGCCGAUACCCAUCACCUGGAUUAACUACAUUUUUCAAAUUAUUUCUGAUGAGUGCUGCUGGUCACGGGCGCCGUUAGACAACUCCAAGGGCCACUGGCAAAAGGUCACUGGG
Messenger RNA from Dunckerocampus dactyliophorus (ringed pipefish), 1203 nucleotides. It is a transcript of the gene pln1, whose product is annotated as phospholamban. NCBI's taxonomy places the organism in Eukaryota, Metazoa, Chordata, Actinopteri, Syngnathiformes, Syngnathidae. Gene Ontology annotation, molecular function: ATPase inhibitor activity. The record is from RefSeq and is a predicted model, not a curated record. The transcript is spliced from 2 exons. Gene Ontology annotation, biological process: negative regulation of ATPase-coupled calcium transmembrane transporter activity; negative regulation of calcium ion import into sarcoplasmic reticulum; negative regulation of heart rate. The coding region runs from base 229 to 390 and encodes 53 amino acids. Gene Ontology annotation, cellular component: sarcoplasmic reticulum; membrane.